This is a messenger RNA of Papilio xuthus (Asian swallowtail), 2780 nucleotides long. Its product is annotated as sodium- and chloride-dependent glycine transporter 1. Bases 132 to 2054 code for a protein of 640 amino acids. Gene Ontology annotation, molecular function: glycine transmembrane transporter activity; amino acid:sodium symporter activity. Gene Ontology annotation, cellular component: plasma membrane. Gene Ontology annotation, biological process: amino acid import across plasma membrane; sodium ion transmembrane transport; nitrogen compound transport. The record is from RefSeq and is a predicted model, not a curated record. Lineage: Eukaryota; Metazoa; Arthropoda; Insecta; Lepidoptera; Papilionidae. The transcript has 12 exons.
UCGUGCAUUGAUCGGAGACGGUUUAUUGAGAACGUUCGCAUGGUUGCAACAUUGUUUGCACAUCUUUUGCAUAUGUUGUACAAGAAAAGACUUUGGUCACUAUACGACGAUUCUGACAACAGCUAUCGAAAAUGGCUGGUGGAGAUUACACUAUGAACCCGAGCGAAGCUAAUGGUAAGGUACCAGCUCAGGUGAACACAUCAACGGGUACUCCGGAGAAAGCAGCGUGGGGUCGUCCGCUCGAAUUUAUCCUAGCGUGUUUAGGAUACGCAGUCGGUUUGGGAAAUGUGUGGCGUUUCCCUUAUCUUGCAUAUAGAAAUGGCGGAGGUGCAUUCUUGAUACCAUUCUUUUUGAUGAUGAUGCUGAUUGGCCUACCAUUAUUUUUCUUGGAAUUAUACAUUGGACAAUAUACAAGUUUGGGGCCAUUGAAGGCGUUUGAAGCAAUCGCGCCAUUCUUUAGUGGGCUUGGAUAUUGCACCUUGGUGGUGAUCAGUCUUAUUAGUGUUUACUAUAUGAUUAUUGUAGCUUGGACGCUAUUCUACACGAUUGUCUCGAUAGCUGGCAAUCUAGAUUGGGGAUCGUGUGAGAAUGAAUUCAACACGGAUUUUUGUUACAGUGGUUUUUACGAUGCUCAAUGCAGGAUUAACAAUACAGGACAAUCAACAGAUCUUACUUAUUAUUUAAGGCGUUGUAUAAGUAUUGGAGAGAUUUGUAUGAGUACAGGUUACGAGCCUUAUGAUGGUAGAUAUUGUUUAAAUGGCACAGAAACAAUACCUUGGUAUAGUAAUGUGAGAAGAACUAUUGCAGCUGAGGAAUAUUAUACACAGCGUGUGUUAGGCCGUGGCGAUGCUACUUGGGAAAACUGGGGAACGAUUCAGUGGCAUCUUGUCGGGUGUCUUGCACUCGCCUGGUUUGUCGCGUUCCUCUGUGUUAUUAAAGGUGUACAGUCAGCAGGUAAAGUGGUUUACUUCACGGCGUUGUUCCCUUACGUAAUGUUAACAGCACUCCUUAUUAGAGGAGUGACAUUGGAAGGAGCGAGAGAUGGCAUUGUGUUCUAUUUGACACCAGAUUGGAGCACUCUUUUAGACGCAAGAGUGUGGGGAGAUGCUGCUUCACAGAUCUUCUAUUCUUUUGGUGUGGCGUGUGGAUCUCUAAUCACCUUGGCAUCAUACAAUGGCUUUUAUAAUAAUUGUCAUUUCGACACGAUCUUCGUUUGUUUCGCAAAUUUCUUGACUUCUGUGUACGCGGGUUUUGCUAUAUUUUCUGUACUCGGAUUUCAAGCUGAAUUAAUGGGAGUUCAAAUAGAUGAUGUAGCAGAGCAAGGACCGGGCCUAGCAUUUGUCGCGUACCCGGAAGCGUUACUACAAAUGCCCAUACCGCAGUUUUGGUCUAUAUUAUUCUUCCUCAUGCUGUUCAUACUUGGCCUCGGCAGUCAGUUCGCCGGUAUAGAGGCUAUCAACACUGCGAUUGUGGAUCAGUGGCCACAGUUCAGAAAGCGAUAUUGGAUGGUGACAGCAACCACGUGCUUUUGUUGCUUCAUCCUCGGCAUCCCGAUGUGCUUCAGCGGCGGUGUCUAUCUGUUUACAUUGCUAGAAUGGAACACCGCGUCAUGGGCCAUCCUGCUCAUUGGUUUAGCUGAGAGCGCGGCGGUAGCGUGGAGUUACGGCAUCAAUCGAGCGAUGAAUGAUUUAGCGGCAAUGAACAUGAAACUUAACGCAGUUCUCAGAUUCUAUUGGAAAGCCACCUGGGCCGUCGUUUUGCCAGCAGCUAGUGUUGCGGUGGUAGCCUUUAUAUUCUCUGAUUGGACGGCGCCGAGCUACGCGGAUUACGUGUUUCCAUUGUUUGCCGAUACCCUCGGUUGGCUCACUGCUAUAUCGACGAUAAUAUUGUUCCCUGUUGGUGUGGGAUGGGCACUAUAUAAAGGAUAUAGGGGCAAGGAAUUAUUUACGCCGACAGAAGAUUGGAAGCCAUCUUCAAGGGCACUUAGUAACCCUCCAAAUGACAUAUCGAGUGACACAAAUCAAACUGCUUAUGACAAUGUGGCAUAUAUAUAAACGAUCUGUACCUAUACAAAUAAAUGAAAUUAAAGUGUUUGUAAUAUUAAAAUAAAAUAUCGAUAUUUCAUACACAUGUAUUUAAGUUACUUAUAAAAAAUAAUUGUCCAGGAGAUCGCGUUUAUUUUAUCUCUGAAAUGGCAUUACCAGACAUUAAAUUGAUAAUAGCUGGUGUACUCGUAAGUUACAGUCUUAAUUAAUUUUAGUACAGUAAGCAACACUUCGCAAAAUAUUGACGCGACGCUGGAUCGAAAACGUCGCGACGCUGGAUCGAAAACGUCUCUCGCGCAGGUUCGGCUGGCUGACCGCGGGACCGGUCAUCCGACAUAAAGAACAAUAUUCUUAUAGAUUUUGAGAUUAAAAAUAUUUUAAUACCACGCGUACGUCGUCCAUUUUAACGCCACCUUAACUAUCAUUAACUUAAUUGGUACUAAAUUUUGUGUGAUGCGAAAUCAAAGUGUGAAUAUUAUAGGGUGUUUUUAUUAUUGAAUUUUUUCACAUUUUGCUAUAGUAUAUGUUCAAUAUUUUACAGUAUAAAACAGAUAAAAAUAUAAUAGUUAAGAAUGUACGUUUGAAUCACAAUGCACACAAACUUAUAUAUCUACUAUAUCCAAUUGAUCUGUUACUAUGUAAAUAAUCGUGAUUUUUAUGAAAGCCAUCAUAUAACAUACUUAGUAAGAAUUGUUACUAUUUAUUAAAAAGUAAAAUAAAGUGACUAAAGUUUUG